GGCCUGUGUCAGUUACCGCUCCUCUGCUCUGGGCGGUUCCAGCCUGAAAGAGACGCUUAUGAAGAAAGCUCACCAACAAAACUAUCAGCGCAGACACAAACAUGGCGCCUACCUCCACCGACAACUUCAGAUAAAAGUGUGGCGAAGAAGUGGCCUGCAAAGUUUUUAUAGGAGUAAAUUCGAAGUGGCUUUCCCCUCGCGUCGUUCUGGUUUGUCCUGUUUUUGCACAAAUACGGAAUUUGUUGAGCGGUAAAACAGCAAGUUGCCUACAUGUCAACAUUGUCUCUCGCCGCGGUGUAAACAGCUGGUGCACCCAGCCAUGAUCGAGGACAAGGGUCACCGCGUGACCGACUACUUUGUGGUGGCCGGACUGACAGACAAGUCCACCCCCUUGGAGCAGGACCUGUCUGAGGCCAAGUCCAGUGGGCCUAAAGCUCCCAUCACUGAUCUAGCUGUCAUUAACAGAUCAGCAGGAGAAACUGUCCCAGAGGGCUUUACUUGUAUCGAAAGCACCUACAGUGGCCAGCCAGCCAACCUUAACCAUGGCAGUCUUAAGAGCCCCGAGCUCUUCCUGUGCUACAAGAGGGGUCGAGGGAAGCCUCCACUCAUCGACAUUGGGGUGCUGUAUGAGGGUAAGGAGCGCCUAAUCCAGGGCUGCGAGGUCAUCCAGGCCACGCCGUAUGGCCGCUGCGCCAACAUCAACAACAGCUCUGCAACCUCACAGCGCAUCUUCAUCACUUUCCGCCGAGCACAACCUGUCCAGCCUCAGAAUUCCCUGGCGGUGACAGAUAUUUGUGUAAUUGUCACCAACAAGGGCGAAACACCACCACAUACCUUUUGUAAAGUGGAUAAAAACCUCAACUGUGGCAUGUGGGGCUCCAAUGUGUUCCUGUGUUACAAGAAAUCUGUAUCGGCUUCAAAUUCCAUCAGUUACAAAGCUGGUUUAAUCUUCCGUUAUCCAGAAGAAGACUAUGAGUCUUUCCCUCUGUCAGAGUCUGUUCCCCUGUUCUGUUUACCCAUGGGUGCCAAUAUUGAGUGCUGGGCACCAAACACUCGUGACCCCCUACCAGUGUUCUCCACAUUUGUCUUAACCAUCUCUUCUGGUGAAAAGGUGUAUGGAUCGGCUAUUCAGUUCUACGAGCCGUACUCUGUGGAUCUUCUGAGUGAGAAGCAGAAGAUCCAGCUGGGUCUGCUUACUACAGUGGAAAAGAAGAUGAUCCCCAACCGGCCUGUGAACACCAAUAAGUGUAUCUGUCUGCUCUCCCAUUGGCCCUUCUUUGAGUCCUUCCGCAAGUUCCUGAUGUUCAUCUACAAGCUCUCAGUCUCUGGCCCACACCCACUGCCUAUCGAGAAGCACAUCUCUCACUUCAUGCACAACGUGUCAUUUCCUUCCCCUCAAAGACCCAGAAUCCUGGUUCAGCUCUCGGCACAUGACAAUUUGAUCCUCUCCCAGCCUGUGUGUACACCUUUACCCCUCAGCGGGGCAGACUACGGCACUCUGCUGAUGAAUCUGGGCUCGGAGAACUGUGCCACACUGCUGCACUUCGUCCUGCUGGAGAGUAAGAUCCUGCUGCACUCGCUGCGGCCUGCAGUGCUCACCGGAGUGGCCGAGGCUGUAGUGGCUAUGAUCUUCCCCUUCCAGUGGCAGUGUCCCUACAUCCCUCUGUGCCCACUCUCUCUCGCUGGUGUCCUCAACGCUCCAUGUCCCUUCAUAGUGGGUGUAGACUCCCGUUACUUUGACCUGUACGACCCCCCGCCAGAUGUUGUCUGUGUGGAUCUGGACACCAACACGAUCUACCUGUCUGAUGAGAAGAGACACAGCAGCUGGAAGAACCUCCCAAAGAAGCCUUGCAAGAGUCUUAUUAACUCGCUGAGCAACUUGCACCACCAGCUGGCCACUGCUUCAAUACGUCAAACACCACAUGAAGACUCUGCUCUCGACCUGACCCCUAUUGAGGCAGACUUCACAUGGCACAAGAAAAAAAUGGCCCUGGAAAUGGAAAUCCAAGAGGCCUUCCUUCGUUUCAUGGCGUCCAUCCUGAAAGGCUACCGUUCCUACCUCAAACCAAUCACCCAGGCUCCCUCAGAAAAGGCCACAGCUGCAGACUCCCUUUAUGACCUGCAAGGUUUUCUCAAAAGCAGAGAUCGUGCCCAUCAGAAAUUCUACUCCCAGCUCACCAAGACUCAGAUAUUCAUCCGCUUCAUUGAGGAGUGCACGUUUGUCAGCGACAAGGAUACCGGCUUGGCCUUUUUUGACGACUGCAUUGAGAAGCUUUUUCCCUCUGAUAAAAUCACCGACAAGGGUACCAAGGUUGAAGGAGAGUCAUCUGAGGACACAAAACUGCUGGAACUUGACGAGUCUCAGAAAAGUGAACACACCGUCUUUGUAAUGCCUCCUGAACCUCCAGCUGACAACGGACCUGAACCUUCUCCUCGAUACACCUAUAAAGGCUUCCCGCGGCUCCAGAUGAGUCUGUUUGACCGUCCCAAAGAGUUGCGUCCAGCACUUAGCAGCAGAUCAGCAGGGGCCAGUCUGUCCAGCAGCCCUGCACUACUGGCUAAAAGAACUAAGCAGGAGAUCAAGCUUGCAUACAAGAUGGCAAAACGUUUCUACUCCAACCCACCGCUGUGGGCCCGCUGUCUGUUCAGUCAUUGCUACAGUCUGUGGUUCAUCUGCCUACCAGCAGCUGUGCGACUGGCCAAGUCCAAGAGCCGAGCCAUGCAGCAGGCUUACAACGUGCUGUUAAGGAUGAGGGCUGCAGAGGUGGAGAUUCUGGAUGAGGUGUGUUACAGAGUGGUUAUGCAGCUCUGUGGUGUGUGGGGUCUUCCUGUUAUGGCUGUGCGAGUCCUGGUUGAGAUGAAAAAAGCUGGAGUACAUCCCAACGCCAUCACAUAUGGAUACUACAAUAAGGCUGUCUUGGAGAGCCCAUGGCCAAGCCGAAAUCGUAGCGGCCUCUUUAUGUGGACCAAGUUGCGUAAUGUGCUUCGUGGAGUGACGCAGUUUAAACGCACUCAGAAUCGCACAUCUUCCAAGAAGGGAUCCACGUUAACUUCCACAGACACAUUAGUGGAUGGAUCAGCAGUCACUGACGUUGACAGUUUGAGCCACGGAAGUGCUGAUAGCUCAAAUGAUGUCAAUGGCGAGGAACAUAAUCUCUUUGCCCCCCGUCAUGACAUGGGAGAUACAGCAGACAGCCACUGUAGUACAGGACGACAGUCGGAUCAAGGCUAUGGUUCUAAGGAUGAGUUGCACCAGGAGCUGGCAGAUCCUUCAGGUGUCCUUGUAGCUGAGCAGAGAAACAAUGCUAAAGCACAGCACAAUGGAGGUGACAUUGCUGGGUCAGUGGAUAGUGCAGUAGCAGUGGUAGAACCCCUGAGCCCUGUGGAUGGACCCUCACCUGUCCCCAGCAUUGUUAAACUGUCCACAGGAAGCUUUGAUAGUGGCAGGGAAAAAGGAGCAGGGAAGCUUUUCAGGAGACACAGCAAGAAUGAUAGUAUGUCUCUAUCUGAUGAGGACACCUCCCUGCCAUCAGGGGAAGCAGCUAAGCCGUCUCAGCAGCAGCGGCAGAAAGCCUUCUCCGAACGUAGUUGUAGCUUCAGUGCUGAAACCCGUGCUGGAAUGCGCUUGGAGAAAGGCGUGGACCACAUGGCCAGUCAAAUGGGUGCAGAUGCUCGUAUUCUGGCUGCAGCGCUCUCUGGUAGUCAAAGUCCACCACCUUGCAGUGUUUCCAAAUCACUAUUUGAAGACUUGGAAGAGGAGCCAGAAGAUAAGGGUGUGUCACUUAAGCUGCCAGAUGAACGUAAAGAAGAUAAAGAGUUGAAAGGGGCUGAGGUAAAGAAAGAAAAACAAGAGAGGAAACAUACUGAAACAAAUGAGGAUGAGUCUGGAAUGCGAGGAGCUACCUUGGAGAGGGCAGAUGUGGAGGUGGGAGCAGACCCGCUCUCCCUUCUGGUGUCAGAGAGUGAAGAGUCGGCUUCUGUUAACAGUCAGGAACCACCACGCGCCGUGCCUGCUGUGGUAUCCCGUAACCUGGCUGAGGAGAUUGAAAUGUAUAUGAGUCUGCAAAGCCCCAUGGGUCCCAAGUCCUCUAGCAUGGAGCUCCAGCAGUCCCAGGGAGACUCCACUGACAGUCCCCAACCCAAACAGCCCCUGGAGCGACGGUCCAGCCUCCCAGUGCCUCCUGUCAAAACUCCAACUAGCUCACCAGUUGACAAACCCAAAAGAAGCCCCAGCACAGUCACUCGAUCCAAGACUUUUGCAGCAAAGACAAAGACGGCUGUAAGCACAACAGCAGGCCCAACUUCUAGAUCAUCCUCUCUGACAGCAUUGGUUAAGUCUUCACAGGGAGGGUCACUGGGCUCUGUCAUUAACACCAUUUCAGGGAUCAAAAUGGACACCCUGCUGUCAGGACCUAAAAUUGACGUGCUUAAAUCAGGCAUGAAGCAGGCAGCUAAUGUGGCCAGCAAAGUGUGGGGCGCUGUUGCAUCAGCCUAUGUAUAUUCAGAUGAUGAGGAUGAACAAACUCAGGGUGCCAGUGGCUUCCCGGCUCGUUUGGAUGAACACAUCCUGUCUGCACACGACUUGGAUGACAGCCCUGAGAGAAGGGGCAUCCCAUGUUUGGGAGCUAAUGGUCUAAAUCAUAGCAGCACCAGCCUGGGCAGCAGCAGUGGCAGCAGUGACACAGGUCGAGGAACCCAACAGACACACCCAACUCCAGGGCGUUCAGGCAGGGGUCCUGACUCAGAGCAAAGCUCCUCACAUCAUGCUUCUUCCUCAAGCAUAUACCAAAACUGCGCUUUGGAGGUGCUGAUGUCUAGUUGCUCCCAGUGUCGCUCAUGUGAAGCCCUGGUAUAUGAUGAGGAGAUCAUGGCAGGCUGGACAGCUGAUGACUCCAACCUCAAUACAAACUGUCCUUUCUGUCGCACAGCUUUCCUUCCAUUAAUGCACAUUGAGUUUCAUGAUUUGCGUGCAAUGCCUGGGUUUUACAUAAAUCCCAGUGCCUCAGGAGACAGUAUCCACAGCAGCAGUGCUCAUCCCACGGCGAGCAGCUCAGCUGACACGAAGGCACAAGAUCUCAUCAGUUUCGCCGAGGAGGAACCAAAGGAAAAUCCAGAUAAUCGUCCUGGAGCACACAAAAGUCUGAUUCCAGAGCCUGUGCAGUCGGACCCUCUGGGUCUCCUAGAGCACCAGGCACCAGGGAAGCAGCAGAAAUGCAGUGGAACUUCACUGACGCGCAGCAACAGUGUUGGAGGUCCUCUCCAGAGCCUGGACCACACCCAGAGACCUGGACACGGUGUCUCCACCACUAGCCUGCCCUGCAGUCUGCAAGAGGUGUCGGAUGGCAUCGGAACUAAACGACCAAAUCCCAAGCCUGUGUCUGUUCCGUACCUCAGUCCUUUGGUCUUACGCAAAGAGCUGGAGACCCUGUUGGAGAACGAGGGAGAUCAGGUGAUCUACACCCACAAAUUCCUCAGCCAGCAUCCAAUUAUUUUCUGGAACCUGGUGUGGUAUUUCCGCCGCCUGGACCUGCCCACUCACUUACCUGGUCUUAUCCUUGCUUCUGAACAUUGCAACAAUGGAGUACAGCUGCCCCUGACAACACUGUCUCAGGACAGCAAGCAGGUGUUCGUACAGCUCCUGUGGGACAACAUCAACCUGCAUCAGGAACCUGGAGAGCCUCUCUACCUGCUCUGGAGGGCCUUUUUGGAGAAGAAGGGGACUUUGGCUCCAACAGACCACCAGGAGAUCCGUACUCUCCUCAACACUAUUGUUCGCAACAUCCAGACCAAUGACGUCUACGGGCCGAUCAACCUGCUUAACAGAGAGAUCAAACGGCGUCCAGAUGGUGUCAAACGGCAGAGGAGUAUUUAUAGGGAAAUUCUGUUUCUUUCAUUGGUGGCUUUGGGACGAGAGAAUAUUGACAUAGAGGCCUUUGACAGGGAAUACCUCCAGGCCUACGAUGAGCUGAACACAGAGUCUUUGCACCGCAUCGAUCGCCCGCCCAGCGCCAGUGUCCAGUGGUGCCUUAAAUGUUUUGGAGCCCCCGUCAUCUGAACACGGUUGCCUUCUGCAGCAGAGAUGUAAAAUCUCACUACAAAGACAGGAGGGAAAAAAUAAUGAACUUUUAAAAACUCGUCCAAGCUUUAUGUGGUACUUCUUAUUUGUGUCUUGGAAGCUGCAAGUUGUUUUGCUUUUUUGUUUUGAACCUUUAUAUAAUUUCUUUCUUUCUUGAGGUUUGUCAAGCAGCUACCUUCAGAUUAGAUGGGAUGGGGUUUUUUUCCACUACUUGGAAAUCUGCAAAGACUAUUUUGGGACUUUUUUUUUUUUACAGAUUGUAUAUAGAAUGAUUAAUUGCUAAACAGUGUGUUGACCUCCCUCUCUGUGUAUGUGUCUUGAUAGUUUUUCACCUCUUUGCUUAAAUCUUUUCCACUGUUUCCAGAUCAGAUCAGUGUGAGUUGGUCGAGAGUACAGACCCAGACUGUAUGUUUGUGCACUUUCUAAAGAGGAAGAACAGAAAAAAAAGGAAAAAAAAAAUACUCGAUUUUGUGUCUUUUUGUGCAUAUUUUUCACUUGAGUGGGAAAUCUGAAACAAGGGUUGCCUAUUUUUCCAGGCAUCACCUCUCAAUGAAUUGACUGUUUGUGUGAUCCAAGUCUUAAUGAAUGCUCAAGUUGUUUAAGUGUAAAUAUACAAGCUCAUGUUAGGGAGGGGGUGGGAGCUCUGUCUGUGUGGAUAUGUGGUGGCAGUAAUCAAGUAAAUAGGAGAAGACUGAAACCAUGGACAAUCACUAAUCAUCAAUCACUAAAACGGUUUCACAACAUUCCAGAUCCCCCUGCAGUCAAAGCAGGUCUUACAUAAGUAUUGAUACUUGCAGCAACACUUAACCACAAGCUAAACCAGCUUAUUUAGAGAUAUAGAUCUUUAGAAAGCAUUCCCAAUCUUAAGAGUGCCACACUACUGAUUCCAACAAAUAAAACAAGACAAACAGUAGCUUGGUGUACUGCCUUGCUGAUGCAGUCAAGAGUGUGACUUAUGCUUUUAAUAAUGGCAGUUUUUUUUUUUUUUUUUUAGUAUUUCUUUUUUACAGCAACAUACUGUACUUAAGUUAAUAUGCCUUAUUAUUAUAGCUUAGAGCUCACAUGUAUUUAGGUUUUUCCUCACUGUAGCAUAGAAUGAGGCGUUUUAAAGUGAGGAAUACAUGCAGACUGGACAGGUUUUAAAGGUUUACCUAGUGUCUUUAAGAAAUAGUGCUAGUAACUAGAACUUUUCCAGAGCAAAGUGCUUCUUCAGCGCUGCUGAUACCGUGUGCAGAAAGGAAGACUUUGACAUGACAUUCCACUAAAUGCUGAAACAGACAGGAAAUCAGGAAGUGUGCUUUUAUGAAUUAUUGGGAAAUUGAUAUAGACUGAACUAUUUGUAGAUUUGCAAGAGUGACUUGUACAGAUUAGAUAAUGUAAGAUAUUCCACUUGCACUGCGUACAUAAAGACCUGACCUUAACCCAGGGUGAGAAGAUGAAUCCGCAUCUGAACAUUAACAACAUGUACACCAGUGUUUUCUCAAAGCAAAAAAAAAAAUCUCAAUUAUUUAUUUUUGUAUUAUUGACAUUGGGAUUGCAGAUGCUGUGCUAAUUUAGGAUUUUUAUUACUAACACCCCCUUGUUACCUUUUAAUCUGUCCUAAGGGAUUCCAUCUUGUACUGACUUCUGUAAAUUUGAUCAUUUUGGUUGUACAGAAAAUAAUUUUUCUUUAUUUUAAAUAGUAGAUUAAAUGAUCUCUAACCGUCCUGUGGAAAGGAAAUGAAUGUCCAUACUGAAGUGCGCUGCAAUAAAUGAGUUUCUGAACUGA
Melanotaenia boesemani (Boeseman's rainbowfish) is the source of this 7844-nucleotide messenger RNA. It is a transcript of the gene dennd4c, whose product is annotated as DENN/MADD domain containing 4C. Gene Ontology annotation, biological process: regulation of Rab protein signal transduction. The record is from RefSeq and is a predicted model, not a curated record. Gene Ontology annotation, molecular function: protein binding. NCBI's taxonomy places the organism in Eukaryota, Metazoa, Chordata, Actinopteri, Atheriniformes, Melanotaeniidae. Bases 320 to 6055 code for a protein of 1911 amino acids. The transcript has 34 exons. Gene Ontology annotation, cellular component: ESCRT I complex; cytoplasmic vesicle.